Messenger RNA from Triticum turgidum subsp. durum (durum wheat), 618 nucleotides. The record is from the annotation of a GenBank genome assembly. Lineage: Eukaryota; Viridiplantae; Streptophyta; Magnoliopsida; Poales; Poaceae.
AUGGCGGAGGACUCAGGCGCCAUCCUCCGCCACAUCUCCUCCCUCAAGGACAUGCUUGACAAGGUCAAUGAAGAGAUUGAACAGAAUAUACAAAGGACCAGGGAAACAGAGUCAGAAAUAGUGAAGCAUUCUGAAACUGAAAAGGACUAUCUCGUGAAGGAGUCUGAGCUAAUGAAAGGAGUAUCGGUUGCUGAGUUUGAACUUGAUGGGCUUAUGCAAGUGGAAGCUGCUGGAACAGAUUCACUUAAAGCGAUGGAGGACAAUUUGGAAUUCCAGAAAGCUACUCUGAAUGCAAUUAGGAAACUAUUCUAUGAUAAAAUGGAAAGGUUCAUCGCUGAAUCUAAAGACUUCCAAGUUAAUAUGCUUGGAGGUUCAAUUGAGGAUUUACCUCUCCUACUAAAGGAAAGAGAUUCACUAGAGAAUGAGAGUGAGAACUUGAGAAUGAAGAUCAACGCCAUACAAAGUUCAUCAAAGGAAUACAUUGCUGAGAUUCUUGAGGAGGUAAAUGUGGAAAAUUCAGUUCUGGAGUCUGAUGUACACUAUAGGAUUUCGGAAUACAUGGAAAUUCUCAAGGAUAUAAACAACCUGAAGAUUCUAUUUAGUUCGAGCAAUUCUUAA